This is a messenger RNA of Exaiptasia diaphana, 763 nucleotides long. RefSeq names its product universal stress protein PHOS34. The record is from RefSeq and is a predicted model, not a curated record. The transcript has 3 exons. NCBI's taxonomy places the organism in Eukaryota, Metazoa, Cnidaria, Anthozoa, Actiniaria, Aiptasiidae. Bases 138 to 680 code for a protein of 180 amino acids.
CUGCACAGACGUCGACGGACGUGACUUACCCCACGCUUUCAUUUGCGAUUUUUCACAGUAGUCGUUCAGUACUCUAUAGAACGACAAUUUCUUGRAACAAGAACCAAAACCUGYACAAAUAUURACCCUCGUUWACGAUGGCCGAAGACAAACAAUGCGAUUCAAGACGGAAAGUUGUGAUCGCAUGUGAUGGAAGUGAACACAGUGAAAGAGCUCUUGACGUGUACCUAGAUAACAUGGUAAAACCAGAUGAUCACGUGAUACUCUACCAUGCAUUUGAAUGUCCCUCAUUGCCUGUCGCACCCUACCCAUAUGGCUUUUCUUACUAUGAAGACUGGAGUGAAUUCACGAAGCAAGCAGAGAAGGAAGCAACGGAAAUAUUGCAGAUGGCCGGUUCAAAGUGUACCCACAAAUUAAAAGAAAUGUUUCCAAAAGAGGACGAAGCAAAACCCGAACUUCAGUUAAUCAGAGAAAAUGGCAAAGCAGGUGAAGUUAUCUGUGGUUUUUGCCAAGACGUCAAACCAGCAAUGUUAAUAAUGGGCUCCCGUGGACAAGGAACGCUUCGACGCACGCUGCUGGGUAGUGUCAGUGAUUACUGCAUCCAUCAUACCAAUAUCCCAGUUCUUGUUGUUCCUCCACCACACUCUGAGAACUCUACAUGUCAGGAAAAACAAGAUUAGCAACUUAGUCAUUGAAACAUACACAUGCCGUUAAAUAACUUAAUAGCUUUAGAAAAAUGAAAAAUAAAAAAUUCUAACAGAUG